Molecule: messenger RNA, 4503 nt
Organism: Sapajus apella (tufted capuchin)
Lineage: Eukaryota; Metazoa; Chordata; Mammalia; Primates; Cebidae
Gene: GIT1
Product: GIT ArfGAP 1
Exons: 21
Coding region: 961-3267 (768 amino acids)
Biological process (GO): brain development; regulation of ARF protein signal transduction
Molecular function (GO): GTPase activator activity; protein binding
Source: RefSeq, a predicted model, not a curated record
GCUGGUUCCUUCCUCCUGAGCUCUGUAGUCAGCCCCUGAGGAAGGUGUUGCUGGUCACCUUGGGCAUCCCUCUGUUGCCCUGAUUUGAAGGGGGUCCCUAAAAAAGCCUAAACCCAAAGACAAGCCUCUCUCCUUCCUGUUUUCAUGCCUUAGUUGGGGGCACUUGCUGUGGGCAGAGCUCAGGCUGGGCCCCUGACUCAGUCUCCUCAGUUCUCCUGGGAACUUUGGUGGAAGUCCUUGGAGGGGAAGGGCCUAAGAAUUGCCUUCUGGUUGGGAGAGAUUCUUAUCCCCCCAAACUUGUCCCUCCCCUGGCGGGUACACUUCUGAAUACCCUGAGCACUAUAGGGCAAGGCAGAGAGCCAGUCCCCCACCCCCACUCCCACCCCAGGACAGGGUUUCCUGAGACAGGGUGGGGGCCGCUGGGCAGAGCAGAGUGUCCUGGGAGAGAGGCACCCUGCCCCCACUCUCAGGCGGCACACAAUGGCCGCUUUCUCCCCCGUGACCUUUCCGCAGCCUGAGUUGUAUGCAGCUGUCUCCUCCCCAUAUCCCAAGGGGCCUAGGAUGGGUGGGAUCUGCUCCUGCCUUGAGAAGGACCCCAGAACUUCCACCCAGUCCUGGCUCUGCUUCUUCUUUCCAAAGUUCACUUUUCCCUACAGAGUGGAGAACGGGCUGCUAUAUGGGCAGAGGGACAGCAGCAAGUGUGGACAUGGUAUGGUCUCAGGCAUCAGAGUGCCACAUCCUGGCAAUUCCACUCAUUAGCCUUGCAACUUUGAACAAGCCCUUUAACCUCUCUGAGCCUUUGUUUCCUCAUCGCAGAGGUAGCAUGUCCUACCCCACCUGACAGUUGUAAGCAGCAUUAUAUAUAAUGCACCCAGCUGGUACCCAGUGGGUGCCCAGUCAAGCCCAGCUCCUUUGCUCUGUCUGUCCUCCUUAAGAGGGCUCCAGCUCACACUCUCAGUGAUGGUGGCAGGAAGCUCCAGCAUGAAAGGACCUCACCUGCUGGCAGACCCUGGCUGGGCAUCCAUCAGCAGGGGUGUGCUGGUGUGUGACGAGUGCUGCAGUGUGCACCGGAGCCUGGGACGCCACAUCUCCAUUGUCAAGCACCUUCGCCACAGCGCCUGGCCUCCCACACUGCUGCAGAUGGUGCACACGCUUGCCAGCAACGGGGCCAACUCCAUCUGGGAGCACUCCCUGCUGGACCCCGCACAAGUGCAGAGUGGCCGGCGUAAAGCCAACCCCCAAGACAAAGUCCACCCCAUCAAGUCAGAGUUCAUCAGGGCCAAGUACCAGAUGCUGGCAUUUGUGCACAAACUUCCCUGCCGGGACGAUGAUGGGGUCACCGCCAAAGACCUCAGCAAGCAACUGCACUCGAGCGUGCGGACAGGCAACCUGGAGACAUGUCUGCGCCUGCUAUCUCUGGGUGCCCAGGCCAACUUCUUCCACCCAGAGAAGGGCACCACACCUCUGCACGUGGCUGCCAAGGCAGGGCAGACACUGCAGGCUGAGCUGCUUGUAGUGUAUGGGGCUGACCCUGGCUCCCCUGACGUUAAUGGCCGCACACCCAUUGACUAUGCCAGGCAGGCGGGGCACCAUGAGCUGGCGGAAAGGCUGGUUGAGUGCCAAUAUGAGCUCACUGACCGGUUGGCCUUCUACCUCUGUGGACGCAAGCCGGAUCACAAGAAUGGGCAUUACAUCAUCCCACAGAUGGCUGACAGAUCUCGACAAAAGUGCAUGUCUCAGAGCCUGGACCUAUCCGAAUUGGCCAAAGCUGCUAAGAAGAAGCUGCAGGCACUCAGCAACCGGCUUUUUGAGGAACUUGCCAUGGACGUGUAUGACGAGGUGGAUCGAAGAGAAAAUGAUGCAGUGUGGCUGGCUACCCAAAACCACAGCACUCUGGUGACAGAGCGCAGUGCUGUGCCCUUCCUGCCUGUUAACCCGGAAUACUCAGCCACUCGGAAUCAGGGGCGACAGAAGCUGGCCCGCUUUAAUGCCCGAGAGUUUGCCACCUUGAUCAUCGACAUUCUCAGUGAGGCCAAGCGGAGACAGCAGGGCAAGAGCCUGAGCAGCCCCACAGACAACCUUGAGCUGUCUAUGAGGAGCCAGAGUGACCUCGACGACCAGCACGACUACGACAGCGUGGCCUCUGACGAGGACACAGACCAGGAGCCCCUGCGCAGCACUGGCGCCACUCGGAGCAACCGCGCCCGGAGCAUGGACUCCUCGGACCUGUCUGAUGGGGCUGUGACGCUGCAGGAGUACCUGGAGCUGAAGAAGGCCCUGGCUACCUCGGAGGCAAAGGUGCAGCAGCUCAUGAAGGUCAACAGUAGCCUGAGUGAUGAGCUCCGGAGGUUGCAGCGAGAGAUCCACAAGCUGCAGGCAGAGAAUCUGCAGCUCCGGCAAACUCCGGGGCCGGUGCCCACACCCCCACUCCCCAGUGAACGGGCAGAACACACACCCAUGGCACCAGGCGGGAGCACACACCGCAGGGACCGCCAGGCCUUCUCCAUGUAUGAACCAGGCUCCGCCCUGAAGCCCUUCGGGGGCCCACCUGGGGAUGAGCUCACUACGCGGCUGCAGCCUUUCCACAGCACCGAGCUAGAGGACGACGCCAUCUAUUCAGUGCAUGUCCCUGCUGGCCUUUACCGGAUCCGGAAGGGGGUGUCUGCCUCGGCUGUGCCCUUCACUCCCUCCUCCCCACUGCUAUCCUGCUCCCAGGAAGGAAGCCGCCACACGAGCAAGCUUUCCCGCCACGGCAGCGGAGCUGACAGUGACUAUGAGAACACGCAAAGUGGGGACCCGCUGCUUGGGCUGGAAGGGAAGAGGUUUCUAGAGCUGGGCAAAGAGGAAGACUUCCACCCAGAGUUGGAAAGCCUGGAUGGAGACCUAGAUCCUGGGCUUCCCAGCACAGAGGAUGUCAUCUUGAAGACAGAGCAGGUCACCAAGAACAUUCAGGAACUGUUGCGGGCAGCCCAAGAGUUCAAGCAUGACAGCUUUGUGCCCUGCUCAGAGAAGAUCCAUUUGGCUGUGACUGAGAUGGCCUCCCUCUUCCCAAAGAGGCCAGCCUUGGAGCCAGUGCGGAGCUCACUGCGCCUGCUCAACGCCAGCGCCUACCGGCUGCAGAGUGAAUGCCGGAAGACAGUGCCCCCAGAGCCUGGCGCCCCAGUGGACUUCCAGCUGCUGACUCAGCAAGUGAUACAGUGCGCCUACGACAUCGCCAAGGCUGCCAAGCAGCUGGUCACCAUCACCACCCGAGAGAAGAAGCAGUGACCUCUCCCCCCACACCCUCACCUGCACCCUAGGACCUCACUGGCCACAGGAGCUGGGCCACUCCAGACAUUAAUCCCCACCCCAACAGAGCCACUGGCACAAGUGCCCUUAGUGCUGCCACUCUCGCUGGCAGUCAGGCGCCCUGGUGCCCACCCCUGUCGAGCCCCUAAGGAUGGGGAGGUGGGGUGGCAGCAGCUUCUGUCCCCCACAUUCCAUGCACCUCUCCCUUGUAUAUAGCAUCUCCCCACCUCCUAGUGAGCAGGGGCCUGCAAGGCAUCACUCCCAGCCCCUGGCCCUCUAGGGCACCCUCAGCAAAGGGGCGGGUGGGGACACUCCAAGUGGGGCAGCUCUCCCCACACACGCCCCACCCCCAUGAGCCAGUUCAGCCCUAUUGGGGGCUGAGCGGGGGCAUCCCCUCCUUUGUACAUAGUCUCUGUGGAUGUCCCUGCCCUGUAGCCACCAGCCCCUUGCUGCUCUCCCUUUAAUGCCAAACGGCCCCUGCCUAGGGCACAGGCCCCAAUCUGUGUGCUGGGGUCCCCAGCAGCAAACACUGGAAAGUCUUUUUUUUUUCCUUUCUUCUUUCCCACCCCUUAAUUUUAACUUUGUGGUAACUGAGUGUCCCUGCGUGCCUGCGUGUGAGUGUGCGGGCGGCAGUGCCGUUCCGGAGGCCUGGUCCAUCUGGAGUUUCGAGGGGUGAGGGGACCAGAGCAGCGGGACCAGCGUGGGGGUCGGCUUCUCUUCCCCACCUGGAGCCAGGGGCUGCCCAGGUAACCAGCUGUGGUCCUGCCCACUGCCUCCCUGAUCCCUCCCCACUGUCGCCUCUUCUCUAUGAACUUCAAUUGAAAACCACUUCCCUCCAUCUUCUCCCGCUCCUGUGUGGAGGGGGAAUGUGUGUUGGCCAGGGCAGAGGACUGAGCACCUGAGCCUGGGGCUGGCUCCCCGGGGUCCCUGACUCAGCUGGUGGCUGUGGAGCUGAGUCCCCUCCCCGUAACCUUUGCGAGGCCAGCACCCAUCAUCACUACCUGCACCUGCUGUGGUCCCACCCUCUGGAGGCCUGGGAACCUGGCCUCGCGGCCUGGGAAGGCUGGAGAGGCAGAUGGUGGCACCCACCAGCUCUCUCCCCAUCCGGCCUCUUCCCUGGGGGCCAGGCCCUCCCCGUGUGGUGGUGGGUGGGCUGACUGUCAAGACAUGUGUCAUGUACAUUUGUAUCAAAAAUAAAGAAGUGACCAUGAGCUA